AUGGUCCACGGGGUAGGACUAUGCUACUGCUCCCCGCCCUCCCCCCCUCCCAGUCCCCUCUUCCCAACCCUCCCUCUCCCCCCUAUUCCCCACCCCCUCUCCCCCUACUCCCUCUCUCCCUCUCCCCCUAUUCAUCACCUCCCUCUCCCCCCAUUCUCUCCCCUUACUCCCCCUCUCCCUCUCCCCCUAUUUCCCCACCUCCCUCUCCCCCUACUUAUAACGCCCCGCUACCAACUGGUCUCGGUUCUCCUAGACUGCCAGGCGCUCUGGAUCCGCAACUUCACGGGAUGGACGACGGGGGAGGACUGUGCUACUGCGGAGGGGCUGCAGUGUGACAGUAACGGGAUGAUCGUGAAGAUGUCAAUGGAGAUGUCAUCCCUGGCAGGGGUGCUGCCCUCGUCUCUUGGCAACCUGACUCUGCUGACGCACCUCAACUUCUUUCAGAACAACCUAGACAGUGACAUCCCCACCACCUUUGGCGCUCUCACAAACCUGCAGCACCUCAAUCUGGGCAUCAACCUGGUCACGGGCCCGCUCCCUCUCUUCCUCGACACGCUCUCGCUCCUCACCUUCUUGAAUCUCGGCGACAAUCAGCUCACAGGGACGCUGUCAGCUGGUCUGGGGAAUCUCAAGCAGCUGCAGUUCCUGGACCUGUCCAAGAACAACGUAUCUGGGUCCCUGCCGUCAACUCUAGGAUCGCUCUCAACCCUCACAUGGCU
Closterium sp. Naga37s-1 is the source of this 719-nucleotide messenger RNA. NCBI's taxonomy places the organism in Eukaryota, Viridiplantae, Streptophyta, Zygnematophyceae, Desmidiales, Closteriaceae. The record is from the annotation of a GenBank genome assembly.